Nymphaea colorata (pocket water lily) is the source of this 4142-nucleotide messenger RNA. Its product is annotated as LRR receptor-like serine/threonine-protein kinase FLS2. Bases 446 to 4009 code for a protein of 1187 amino acids. Gene Ontology annotation, molecular function: protein binding; ATP binding; protein kinase activity. Gene Ontology annotation, cellular component: plasma membrane. The transcript is spliced from 2 exons. NCBI's taxonomy places the organism in Eukaryota, Viridiplantae, Streptophyta, Magnoliopsida, Nymphaeales, Nymphaeaceae. The record is from RefSeq and is a predicted model, not a curated record. Gene Ontology annotation, biological process: protein phosphorylation.
CUGUACAUCACCGUUAGAAAAAACGAAGGCUGUGUGACCCAGAAUGGCUUUCUUCUAAGACUCCCCACAAAAUUCCAAGCGCCGAAAAUGGGAAACCGUGUCUGAAACGGAGAGCGCCGACUUGAUUUUCCAAUCCUUCGCACGAGAUUAUCUUCAAUGGUUGCUCAACCUUUGAGAGACGAGACCCCAUUUGAAUCCGCGGAAUUGAGGGGCCUACCUGCAACUCAAAUAUCAAAUGGCCCAUAAGGAUACUGCCCACUCCAAGUAAUCGAGUGCUCUCUCCCCUGUUAAAGCCAUGCUCAUGGCUGUGUAGGACUGUACGUUGACCCGUUUCAGAUCCUGCAUUUCUUUGAUAAACCAAGAAUCUUAUCUUUGUCUACUAGAACAAUCAUAAAAGCAUUUCAAAGGAAGAGAAUUCCCAGUAUUGAGUCACUUUCUGACUGCAAUGGCAGCAAUACGCAAUGCCUUCCUGCUUUCGUUCUUCUUCUCUCUUUGGCUAUCCGUCUUCUCGCAGUUACCAAAACCGAAUGCAGAUGUACAGGCGCUCGUCGAGUUCAAGAAAUCAAUCCUCGACGACCCAAUGGGCUAUCUCUCAGACUGGGUGGACUCCAAUCACCACUGCAAUUGGUCUGGCAUUUCCUGCGACGCUUCUGACCAGUCUGUGAUCUCCAUUUCCCUGCCCGGAAGAAAGCUCAGGGGAACCAUCUCGCCAUUCGUAGGGAACAUCUCCAACCUCCAAACUCUGUAUUUAAGUUCGAACUCUUUCAUGGGAACCAUUCCCUUGGAGUUGGGGUCCAAUUCUCAGCUCAUCAGCAUCUCCCUCUAUUACAACAACCUGACUGGUGCCAUCCCUUCUGAGCUGGGUCUCCUUCAAAACCUUCAGUUGCUUGAUCUAAGCAGUAACAGCCUCACAGGUACGAUACCACACGAAUUAGGCCUUCUGCAACAGCUUAACACUCUUCUCUUGGCCAACAAUUUCUUGCAUGGGAGCAUUCCUCUAAGCAUCUACAAUUGCUCGGCCGUAGCUUAUCUUAGUUUUGCAAGAAACAAUCUAACUGGCUUGAUCUCUUGGAACGUUGGAAACUUGAGCAACCUUCAAUUUUUUGCUGCUUACGAAAACAACUUUCAGGGUCCGCUUCCUGCUUCUCUUGGUAGAUUAACAGAAUUACAAACUCUGGACUUGAGCAAUAACCAGUUAAGUGGGAUACUACCAUCUGAAAUUGGAAAUCUCAGAAGCUUGACAGUGCUUCAGCUUCUCGGAAACAAAUUUGUUGGAAGAAUUCCAGCCGAGUUGGGGAACUGUAAGAACUUGACCCUUCUGAACCUUUACGGCAAUGAGUUCCAGGGAAGCAUACCAAUUGAGCUGGGGCGUCUGACUAAUUUGAUGGCACUGAGACUAUAUGAGAACAAUCUCUCGGGGGUGAUUCCACCAUCGCUUUCAUUCUGUAAGUCUUUAAUAAGUUUGGAUCUUUCCGAGAAUCGUAUCACUGGUUCAAUCCCCCAAGAACUGGGAUCGUUGCUGUCGCUCCAACACUUGGCAUUGCAUGAAAACAGUUUAACUGGAACAAUCCCUUCAACGAUUGCCAAUUUAAGGAGCCUCAACUUCCUAGCCCUGAGCUUUAAUUUUUUGAAAGGUGAACUGAUGCCAAACAUUGGCCAGCUCUACAACUUACAGGUUCUUAAUUUGGCAGGCAAUCAGCUUCAGGGCCCGAUCCCUUCCAGUAUUACAAACUGCUCCAAGCUAGAAAAUGUAGGAUUGACAUUCAAUAACUUCUCAGGGCAGAUCCCUGUUGGUUUUGGUAAUAUGAAGAAUCUAAGUUUCCUGUCUAUUGGGGGUCAAGGAAUGACCGGAAAGAUUCCAGAGGAUCUCUAUAAUUGCACUGGACUUAGGAGUCUGGACCUGGCAAAAAAUGAGUUGAGCGGGUCACUGAGCUCAGGAGUUGGAAAGCUAAUCAAUCUUGAACGCUUCCAUUUGUCUUAUAACCACUUGACUGGGAUGAUUCCAUGGCAGAUUGGGAACAUGAGCAAGGUGCUUUCUGUUAAACUUGGUAAGAAUAAACUGAGUGGUCCUGUUCCUGGGCAGGUUGGCCUCCUUUCUAGCCUUCAGUUGAUUGACUUGUCUAACAAUGGUCUCGAGGGCACUAUCCCUGAAGAAAUCUUUAAGCUGAAACGUCUCACGUUUCUAGGAAUCGGUUUUAACAAGUUUUCUGGUCGCAUUCCUGAAUCCAUCUCCAAACUUCAGUGGCUAACAUCACUAAAUCUCAGUGGCAAUAUGCUUAAUGGUUCUCUUCCUUCAGGCUUGGAAUCGCUCUCUAGGCUUAUGUACUUGGAUGUGUCCCAUAAUCAGCUCACUGGAAACAUUCCUGCUUCCUCAAUAUCAGCUAUGAAGUCUAUGCAGGUAUCUCUGAAUCUAUCCUACAAUCUUUUCUCGGGUCCAAUCCCAGUUGAAUUCGGGGAGCUCUCAAUGCUGCAGUCCAUUGACAUAUCAAACAAUGACCUCUCUGGCAGUAUUCCAUCAACCAUGGAAGGUUGCAAGAACCUGGUGUCACUUGAUUUGUCCAAAAACAUGCUAAGAGGUCCAAUUCCAAGCAACAUUUUCUUUGCAGGAAGUUCACUCAAACAUUUAAAUUUUUCAAGCAAUAGGUUGGAAGGCGAAAUCCCUGAGCAGAUAGGAAACCUGAAGCAGCUAACAACUCUUGACCUUUCUGUCAACAAUCUCAAUGGAAGUAUUCCUUCUGGUUUAGGCAAUUUAACCAGACUUGUGCAUCUAAAUCUUUCUUUCAAUCACCUUGAAGGAAAUGUUCCGCAAGUAGGGAUACUUCAAAGAUUAAACUUGUCUGAGUUAGCAGGAAACCCUGGACUUUGUGGAGCAAAAGUACUGAAGCCCUGCAGCCAGAAAAACUCCCACAAGGUCAUCAGCAGAACCCAUCUCAUCAUCGUAGUGUUUUCUUCCAUCCUCUUUCUUGUAAGCAUCUUCUGUGCAGCUCUAGUUGCUGCAAGAUGGAGGAAGAGAAACACUGCUGGGGAUCAUCCACAGGUGUCCUUCUCAUUGCCAGAGACCAUUAAAAGGUACACCGGAGUUGAGUUAGAGGCGGCUACUGAAAACUUUGAUCCUAAUAACAUGAUUGGCAGUGGCAGUUUCAGCACAGUUUAUAAAGGACGGCUUCAGGAUGGCCAGGUGGUAGCCAUCAAAAGGUUGAAGGAGCAAUUCAAUUAUGUGCCAGAGAAAAGUUUCAUGAGAGAAUUGGACAUUCUGUGUCGACUGAGACACAGGAAUCUGGUGAAGAUACUGGGGUAUGCGUGGGAAAUUGGAAAGAUGAAAGCUCUGGUUUUAGAGUUCAUGGAGAACGGAAGCUUAGAAGAUGUCAUACAUGGUUCAGCAAUGACCGAUAAUGGAGGUUGGGAUUUAUCAAAGAGAUUGGAUGUUGUCAUUGAUAUAGCUAAUGGACUGGCAUAUUUGCACAACGGUCAUGACUUCCCUAUCAUCCAUUGUGAUAUAAAACCUUCGAACAUUUUGCUGGACAGAGACUGGGUUGCACAUGUCAGUGAUUUUGGGACUUCUAGAAUUUUAGGAGUUCAUCGUCAAGAUGGGAGCAACCCGUCUUCUUCAUCUGCAUUUCAGGGCACUAUUGGCUACAUGGCACCAGAAUUUGCUUAUACGAGAAGGGUGGCAACGAAUGCGGAUGUUUUCAGCCUGGGCAUAGUGAUCAUGGAGAUCCUGACCGGGAAGCGGCCUACAGCGACGAUGAACUCAGGGAACCAAGAAACUUCCACUCUAAAAGACUGGGUCGACGGUGCUCUCUCCGGUGGAACAACUGGUGUUUCCGACGUCAUAGACGAGUAUCUUGUGCAUCACGGGUGGUCGAAAUUGGAAAAUAGAAAGGUCACCAUGCUCCUACAGUUGGCCUCGUCUUGUUGCUCCCAGAUUCCAGACCAACGGCCGGACAUUAAUGCAGUUGUUUCAUCGUUGUUGAAAUGCAGAGGGGCAGUCGCCACGCCAAAAGUUUGAGGAGGUAGUUUGAGGAGGUAUAUUAAAAACAUGUAAAAGUAGUGGAAAGUAGGUACUCAUAUGUAAAUAAAUAAAUAAAUAAAUAAAUAUCUUCCCUUUAAGCGUUCCAUGUAGGGAUGGGUUGACUGCAGUA